This is a messenger RNA of Dictyostelium discoideum AX4, 4080 nucleotides long. RefSeq names its product ABC transporter C family protein (gene abcC1). The coding region runs from base 1 to 4080 and encodes 1359 amino acids. Lineage: Eukaryota; Evosea; Eumycetozoa; Dictyosteliales; Dictyosteliaceae. Gene Ontology annotation, biological process: transmembrane transport; culmination involved in sorocarp development. Gene Ontology annotation, molecular function: ATP hydrolysis activity; ATP binding; ABC-type transporter activity. The transcript has 3 exons. The record is from RefSeq and is a predicted model, not a curated record. Gene Ontology annotation, cellular component: membrane.
AUGCUUAAAAACUUAAGAAAUAAAAUAAAAGAAAAAUUAACUUAUUCUUUGUUAUCAUCACAAGAGUUUGAUAAUAAUAAGGAUUAUUAUCAACAACCAUGUCCAGAGGAUAAUGCAAAUUUAUGGUCAAGGCUAACAUUUGGAUGGGCUCAAAGAAUGCUAAUUUCUGGUUAUUUCAAUGGUCCACUUGAAAUGAGUGAUAUCAAUGAUCUUCCAAAAGAUAUUAAAGUUCAAUCAUCUAUUCAAUUAUUAAAUAAUAUUAAUUUAAAUAAAAAUAAUAAUAGUAGAUGGCCUUUAAUUAAACAUUUUUAUAAACAAUUUUUAUAUAGAAAUAAAUUAACAAUAUUCUUACAAAUCCUAACAAACAUUCUAUCUAUACUAUCACCAUUAUCUUUAAAAUAUUUUAUUCAAUUUAUUCAAUCAACAAAUAAAGAGAGAUCAUUUUUAGCUGGAAUUGGAUAUUGUAUAUUAUUAUUGAUAGCAUCAUUUUCAUAUACAUUUUCUCAACAACUUUUAAUGUGGUUUGCAAUGAAGAGUUCACUUGAAAUUAAAGGAUGUUUAUCAAUAAAAGUUUAUGAAAAAACAUUAAAACUUACAACUUGUGGAGGAAAGAAUUAUAAUCCAGGUUCAAUUAUGAAUUUAUUAUCAGUUGACGUUGGAAUUAUUUCAAAUUUCUUUUGGAUUGAACAUAUGGGUAUAUUUGCAUUCUCUUCACAAAUGAUUGGAUUACUUGCAUUAUUAUGUUGGGUAAUUGGUUGGAGUGGUUUAGUUGGUUUUGCUAUUAUGGUUAUAACAUUUCCAAUAAAUACAUAUAUUGGAUCAAAAAUUGGUAAAAAUUUAAAAGAAUCAAUGGGAUAUUCAGAUAAAAGAACAAAUUUAACAAGUGAAUUUAUAAAUGGUAUUAGAUUUUUAAAAAUGUAUGCAUGGGAAAAAUUGUUUUUAGAUAGAAUUGAAGAGCAGAGAUCAUUGCAAUUAAAGUAUCUUUAUAAGAGAAUGAUUUUUUGGAUUUUUGCUGAAAUGAUGAAACAAGCUGUUAAUGCAAUCGUUUUGGUUUUAACUUUUAUAGUUUAUUCAAUUAAUAAUGAAAUCACAUUAGAGGUUGCUUUUACAACCAUUAGCAUUUUCGUUAGUUUAAGAAUUCCUUUACUCAGAUUACCAAAUUCAAUUCAACAACUUCAAAGUUUAAUUCCAAUUGCAAAAAGAGUUGAAGAUUUUCUUAAAUCUCCUGAAAUUCAACAAAAUCAUUCUUCUAAUAGAGAGGAGGAAGAGGAAGAUGAAUAUGAUGAUGAUAUAAAUUCAGAUGGUGAUAUCUCAAUUCAUAAUGGAUCAUUUAAUUGGAAUCAAGUUGAUAGUAAUGGUAGUGGUAAUGGUAAUGGUAAUCAACAACAACAACAACAACAACAACAACAACAACAACAACAACAACAACAACAACAACAACAAUCAUACACUUUAAAUAAUAUUAAUUUUAAAGCACCAGCAGGUAAAUUAACAAUAAUUUGUGGUGUAGUUGGUAGUGGUAAAACUAGUUUAGUUAGUGGUUUAAUUGGUGAAAUUUAUAAAGUUAGUGGUAGAGUUAAUACUCCAAAUAAAAUUUCAUUUACAACUCAACAAUCAUUUUUAUUAAGUACAUCAUUAAGAGAGAAUAUUUUAUUUGGUAAUGAAAUGAAUUUAGAACGUUAUAAAAAAGUAAUUGAAGCAUGUUGUCUCGCACCAGAUUUAUUACAAUUAGCAGCUAAAGAUUUAACAGAGAUUGGUGAACGUGGUAUUAAUUUAUCAGGUGGUCAAAAACAACGUAUAUCAUUAGCACGUGCAUUAUAUGCAAAUUCAGAUUGUUAUAUUUUAGAUGAACCUUUAUCAGCUGUUGAUCCAGAAGUUGCAACUCAUUUAUUCAAUCAUUGUAUUCAAGGUAUGAUGAAUGAUAAAACACGUAUACUAAUUACACACCAACUUCAAUUCAUUCCAUCAGCUGAUCAUAUAGUUGUUGUUGAUAAUGGUAAAUUAGUUCAAGGUACUUAUUCAGAAUUAAAAUCAAAAGGUAUUGAUUUCGAAUCAAUUAUGAAAACAAAGAAAUUAAAUAUUGAUAAUCAACAACAACAGCAACAGCACGAAAAAGAAAAUGAUAUAGUUUUAAGUGAUGAAGAUAGUAAUAAUAGUAUUAAGAAUAAUAAUAAUAUUUCAAAUUUAAUAGAUAUUGAUGAAGUUAUAAGUGAUGAAAAUGAUUCAAAUUUAAUUGAGAGAUCAAAAUUAUUAGUAGAUGAGGAUAGAAAUGAAGGAUCAGUUAAUUUAAGAGUUUAUAAAGAAUAUUUUAAACAUGGUUCAUCUAUACCAUUGUUUAUUAUGACAUGCAUAGUUUAUAUGAUUAGCCAAAUCAUUUAUCAAAUGUCAGAUUUUUGGUUAUCAACAUGGUCACAACGUUCAAUACCUGAUAAAACAGAUAAAUAUUAUAUAUCAAUUUAUUUAUUGUUUAUAGUGGGUUUUAUAAUUUUCUUGGUAAUUAGAUAUUUUAUGAUGGCACAUGUUACAUUUUCAGCAUCAAAGAAUUUACAUCAAUCGUUAUUAAAAUCGGUUGGUUUUGCAAGUUGUCAAUUCUUUGAUACGAAUCCAUCAGGUCGUAUAUUAAAUAGAUUUAGUAAGGAUAUUAGUGAUGUGGAUUUAUUAUUAUUCGAUUUAUUCUCUGAUGUGCUUUAUUGUGGUUCAACAGUGCUGGUUUCAAUUGGUAUAAUGAUUUAUAUUAGUCCAUUAAUAAUUAUACCAUUUCUAUUAUUGAUUGGUAUUUAUUAUUUCAUUCAAAGAUUAUAUACAGAAUCAUCAAGAGAAUUGAAACGUUUAGAAGCAAUUUCAAGAAGUCCAAUAUUUUCAUUGUUACAAGAAUCUUUUAAUGGAUUGGUUACAAUUAGAAGUUAUAAACAACAAAAUAAAUUCAUUUCAAUGAUGCAAGAUCGUAUAAACACUAAUCAUCGUUUAUCAUAUUAUGGAUUUUCAGUUCAUAGAUGGGUAGCAGUUCGUUUGGAAUUCAUUUCUUCAAUUGUAGUUUUUUUGGCUGCAUUCUUCUCCCUAUUCAAUUCAAAUGCUGGUUUCUCUGUUUUAUCUGUUACAACUGCAUUGGGAAUGUGUAGUUAUUUAAAUUGGACAGUUAGACAAAUGGUUGAACUUGAAGUUAAAAUGAAUUCAGUUGAAAGAAUUGAAAGUUAUUUAAAUAUUCCAAAAGAAGGUAAUUCUAAAAUUAACUUUUUCAGAAAUGAACAACAAGAAGAAGAAGAAGAAGAAGAGGAGGAAUUUGAUUUUGAUAAUGAUGAUUAUGAUGGUUUUAAAUUAUCAAAGAAAUGGCUUACUAAAGGUGAAAUUGAAUUUAGAAAUGUUGAAAUUAAAUAUGGUCAUUCAGGAGAAUCAAGUUUAAAAAAUUUCACAUUAAAAAUAAAUCAAAAAGAUCAUAUUGGUAUUGUUGGUAGAACUGGUGCAGGUAAGAGUACAAUUGGUAAUGGUUUGUUUCGUAUGGUUGAAUGUUCUAAAGGUUCAAUUUUAAUUGAUGGCGUUGACAUUUCAAAGAUUGGAUUACACGAGUUAAGAAGUUCACUUGGUAUUGUCCCACAAGAUCCAUUCAUUUUCUCUGGUACUAUUCGUUUAAAUAUCGAUCCAUUUAAUAAAUACACUGAUAGUGAAAUUUGGGUAGCUUUAGAAAAGGUUAAAUUAAAAUCAACAAUUUCAUCAAUGCCAUUAAAAUUAGAAACUAUGAUAGAAGAAGGUGGUGACGGUUUAUCGUUUGGUCAAAAGCAAUUACUUUGUUUAUCAAGAACAAUUUUAAAGAAUUCUAAAGUAGUCCUAAUGGAUGAAGCUACCUCUGGUAUAGAUUAUGUAACAAGUGAUUUAAUUAAACAAACUAUUAAUAAUUGUUUUAAAAAUUGUACAAUGCUAACAAUUGCACAUAGACUCGAUACAAUCAUUGAUAGUACUAAAAUCGCUGUUAUUGAUAAAGGUAAAUUAAUAGAAUAUGAUACACCAAAUAAUCUCAUUGAAAAUCAAGAAUCAAGAUUCAGUAAAUUAGUAAAACAUCAUCAUAAUCUAUUUAAAGAAAAGUAA